This is a messenger RNA of Linum trigynum, 882 nucleotides long. NCBI's taxonomy places the organism in Eukaryota, Viridiplantae, Streptophyta, Magnoliopsida, Malpighiales, Linaceae. The record is from the annotation of a GenBank genome assembly.
AUGGAGGGUGAGAGCGAAGAACUCAGCAUGGAGGAGCUCGCUUCCAAUCUCUCUACAUACAGAGAACAGCUUGAUAGCGUUCGGCAACUUUUGGCUGAUGAUCCUGACAAUGCUGAAUAUGCAGACAUGGAGAAGGAACUUGGCGAGGUCAUUGCUUUAACCGAAGAACUCCUUGAAACUGCAAAGCAGAGUGAGGUCGUUGGAUCAGACAUUGGUGCUGGAAGUAGUGUGUCUCCGACAUUUGGUCAAUCUAAGGAAUUAGCAGACAGCUCUGAUCAAAUCGGGAAAUUUCCUUUGGGCUCUAGAGUUCAGGCUGUGUGGAGUGAGGAUGGAGAAUGGUAUGAUGCGACAGUUGAGGCAAUCACCCCGAACGGCUACUAUGUCGCCUAUGAUGAAUGGGGAAAUAAGGAAGAGGUGGAUCCUGACAAUGUUAGACCAGUUGAAACCAAUGCUCUGGUUGAGGCUGAAAGACUAGCGGAAGCUACAAAACAGGCCAUCAAAAGGAAGAUUGCACAGGCUGCUUCAUCUGAUUAUCAGUCACGCACUUUACCAGCAAAGCUUCGGAUACAACCUGAGGAUCCAGAGGAUGUGAAAGUGACAAAGCGGAAGAAGAUACAUGCAUUCAAGUCCAAGGUGAGGGUCGAGCAACUUGAAGUUGCACAGAAUAAACGCCAAAAUGCAUGGCAGCAGUUCCAGACUACUAAAGGGAAGACUAAGAAGAUUGGUUUCUUCUCGGGCAGGAAACGAGAAAGCAUAUUCAAGUCUCCAGAUGAUCCACAGGGUAAGGUUGGUGUGACCGGGAGUGGGAAAGGUUUGACAGAUUUCCAGAGGAGGGAGAAGCAUUUACAUCUCAAGGGUGGAUCUGCAGAAACCGACGAAUAG